This is a messenger RNA of Zalophus californianus (California sea lion), 6868 nucleotides long. It is a transcript of the gene ABHD15, whose product is annotated as abhydrolase domain containing 15. Lineage: Eukaryota; Metazoa; Chordata; Mammalia; Carnivora; Otariidae. The coding region runs from base 1 to 1395 and encodes 464 amino acids. The record is from RefSeq and is a predicted model, not a curated record. The transcript is spliced from 2 exons. Gene Ontology annotation, molecular function: short-chain carboxylesterase activity; monoacylglycerol lipase activity.
AUGCCGCCGUGGGGCGCCGCCCUCGCCCUGCUCCUGGCCGCGCUCGCACUGCUUGGCCUGCUGGCCCCGCGGCUGCGGCGCGCCGUCGGAGCGAGGACCCUGCCGGGAGCCCGCGGCCAGGACCACGAGGAGGAGGCGGACGGCCGAGGGGCCGCGGCCCCGUUCAGCGACGGACGGGAGCCGCUGCCCGGCGGGUGCAGGCUCCUCUGUAAACCGUCGGCGCUGGCCCAGUGCCUGCUGAGCGCCUUGAGACGCUCGACUGCGCUGGAGCCGCGCCCGCGCUCCUGGCUCUCUGGGCCCCACCUGCAGACCCUCUGCCACUUCGUGCUGCCGGUAGGGCCGGGGCCUGAGCUGGCCAGGGAGUACCUGCAGUUAGCGGACGACGGGCUGGUGGCCCUGGACUGGGUCGUGGGACCUUGUCCCCGGGGCCGGCGGGUCACCAACGCCGGCGGCCUCCCCGCGGUGCUGCUGGUGAUCCCCAAUGCAUGGGGGCGCCUCACUCGCAACGUGCUCGGCCUCUGCCUGCUCGCCCUGGAGCGCGGCUACUACCCGGUCAUCUUCCACCGCCGCGGCCACCACGGCUGCCCGCUGGUCAGCCCCCGGCUGCAGCCUUUCGGGGACCCGUCCGACCUCAAGGAGGCGGUCACUUACAUCCGCUUCCGACACCCGGCGGCCCCUCUGUUCGCGGUGAGCGAGGGCUCGGGCUCGGCGCUUCUGCUAUCCUACCUGGGUGAGUGCGGCUCCUCCAGCUAUGUGACCGGAGCCGCCUGCAUCUCGCCCGUGCUGCGCUGCCGCGAGUGGUUUGAGGCCGGCCUGCCCUGGCCCUACGAGCGGGGCUUUCUGCUCCACCAGAAGGUGGCCCUCAGCAGGUACGCCUCGGCCCUGCAGGACACCGUGGACACCCACAGACUGUUCAGGAGCCGCUCCCUGCGCGAGUUUGAGGAGACCCUCUUCUGCCACACCAAGAGUUUCCCCAUCAGCUGGGACACUUACUGGGACCACAACGACCCCCUCCGGGACGUGGAUGAAGCCGCUGUGCCUGUGCUGUGUAUCUCCAGCGCCGACGACCCUGUGUGCGGGCCCCCAGACCACUUUCUGCCCACGGAACUGUUUCACAACAACCCCUACUUCUUCCUCCUGCUCAGUCACCACGGAGGCCACUGCGGCUUCCUGCGCCAGGAGCCCUUGCCAGCCUGGAGCCAUGAGGUCAUCUUGGAGUACUUCCGGGCCUUGACUGAGUUCUUCCGAACGGAAGAGAGGAUGAAAGGGCUGAGCAGGCACCGGGCUUCGUUCCUGGGGGGCCGGCGUCGCUGGGGAACCCUGCAGAAAAGGGAGGCCUCUCCCUCUUCCAAUCUGGACGAGAUCUUUAGCUGGAAGCGAUCGUAUACGAGGUGAGACCUGUCCCAAGAACAGAGCUGGGCAUGCCAGAGUCCUGAAACGGCCGUGAGGACGGAAGGGGGCCUGCAGCUGGAGGCCUUUGCCGCUGAUUCGGCCCCCUCUCUCCUAGACUGGUCUGUGGAAAGAGAUGGAACUUCCAGCAAGCUGGUGCUCACUUUACCCUGAGAACACUCCUGCCCCAGGCUUUGCUCAACACAUUCCAGCUCUUCCUGGUCCGCAGCUGGGCUGUCACUGUCACGCUGUCCAGUCACCAACCCCCUAAGCCAAAGAAUAGCACCCUUUGAGUCUAUGGACUCGAGAAAAUGCUCUGUCCCUAGCGAGGACCCUAGAGAAAAUGGGUGUAUGUGCGUCAUCGGGAAGCUCUGUCCCACAUAAAUAAUCAGCCCUCCGACCCUGAUUCUCAAGCUGGAGCCACUCAGUGUCGGGAGGACAGGAUGUUUGUGUCUCAGUCCCACUUCCCUCAUUCGGUUCUGUGGUUGUGGCACUCUGCUGACUUCAUGCUGCGGCCGCCGUGGAAGCAGCCUCCUAGAGCCACGGGGCUGCAUCAGUCUUGCGUGAGUGUGCGAAAGGCGGCCAAGGCAGUAAGUGCGGUGCCGAGGCUGGGCUGGUGAGGACCUCAAGGUACAGAGUGUGUCCGUCGUCUGCAAGCCUGAGGUCCGGUCUUCCAGACCAGUCCUGCGGAUCUUGGUUGGGCUGAUCUGGGGCUUCAGGCUAGGGUUUCAAGCCUAGGGAGAUCUUCAGGAUGAUUUUAGGAAGAGGGAGUCCUCGCACACAGGGUCCGCCAGCCUCUGGGGCACUCUGGCUGCUCCCUCCAGUACCGUUCCUGGAGAUUACUCCAGAAAGUCCUAACCAGGGCUGGUUUUCUUCUGCCGUGCGGGCUUCUCCUAGGUGGUGAAGAGUAUAAACCUGCUAUCCUUGGUGUUUUCUGGGUCGUUGCCCUCUUUUCUGACACUACUUCUAGCCUCUUCCUUUCCAGAGCCUGGAGAGACAUCUGGGACCAGAGAAAACAAAAGUUGCAAGAGGUUGGCAAGUGCUUACUCAGUGACAUGAAUAUUUCACAUUACCAUGCUUUUUCUGCUCAAUUUAUUCAAAAGGCCAUCCGUGUCAAUGUAGAAAAGGCUUCUUCCUGGAUCUGGCCACUCAGGGGCUGGUUUUAUGGUGUUUGGUUUUGUGAGGAAUAAUGUUGAAGAUCAGAGUAAAGCAAAGCAUGGCAUGGAUUGAUCCCCACAUCCUGGUUUCAAUUAGGCCAUUAAACAUUAUCAUAGGACAUCUAGUUCUAGGUGUUGCUACGAAGUUUUAUUUUAAUUUGUCAUCAAGAAAGAAGACACCUGUUAUAACAGGAAGCUCCCUCCUGGCCUCACAAACAGCAAACCAAUUUUAAAGAGGAGAGAUGUUAUCAAAAGCCAUGUCCUGUGGCUCGGUAUGAGGAAUUCCAGGGGCCAUAAUUUCAGGUUUGGAUAAUCUUAGUCCAACCAUGUUCUAGAUCAAAUAGGCAGUAACUAGGGUGCCUGGGUGGCUCAGUGGUUAAGUAUCUGCCUUCGGCUCAGGUCAUGAUCCCAGGGUCCUGGGAUGGAGCCCUGCAUCGGGGGGGUUCCCCCUGCUCCGCAGGAAGCCUGCUUCUCCCUCUCCCACUCCCCCUGCUUGUGUUUCCUCUCUAGCUGUGUCUCUCUCUGUCAAAUAAAUAAAUAAAAUAGGAAGAAACUCUGAACUAUCCCAGAAUCUCACCUGAGAUGCAGACAAUGCUCAAUUAUAUCUAAGGCACAUUAUCCUGUCAUAAAAAAAAAUCACUUCCCUCCUUCCUCAUUUCUUGCUCCCCCUCCUCCAUGGUCCCCACCUGACAUUCUUUCACCCUUUCUGAGCAGGAGAAAUAAUGAGGAACUGAAAUUUAAAGCCAUUCUACUGCUCAUUUACAGCAUCCAUCUAGGGUUUGCUGAGGAAGAAUUACUGACGUCUGGCCAUCCCCUCCCCCCAGCAUCUGGUACAAUAGGGAUUUCAGUUAAUUAGGGUGCUGCAGAUCCCCCCCCACCAUGCAGGACCCCAGGAUCAUUCAGAACUGACCGCAGUAUGGGGGCAGCCCAGUGGGUUUUAACCUGUUGGGCUUACGGGGCCCCAAUGGCUGAGCUCUGGAUUAUUUCUCUAGGCCGGAUACCAUGGAACUCUGGUUCUUUAAGGUAAAAGCUUUUGGAGAAAUUGUGAGUGGUUUUCUUUUCCUUUUUUAUAAGAAAGCCAAGCUUGCAGGGGUGGGGGGGUGGGUAUAUACAUGUAACAUUUUUCUUUCAGUGACAGCCCAGGCUUCACUCAUUCCCUUGGACCCACAGCCCUAAUACAGAGACUGAUUAUUUCUCCUGUGUCCCCUGUGCCACAUGUGCUUAUAACCUAUCUCAGGAAGCCACUUCUUUCUCAUCUUCCCAUCACUGUUUUUUCAGCAAAUUCUGCCAAAAAUGUGCAGUUCCUGUUCAAGCAGGUUUGGGUGACCCUGACCUUCAGUCUAACACUGAAGGAAUCGUCCAUAUUGGCUCUGUUUUGGUGAACAGCUAAUCACACGAAACCAGCUGGAAGAACCCCAGGCACACUAUUCUGAGACAAUAUGUGACCCUUGAACAAAAUCCCAAGUUAUGAGUUUGAGGAAACAAGAAACAACAAAAUAAAACUAAGACAACCCAAAGAAGUACCACUGAAUUGGUUUUCCAGGUCUCGAGUCUUAAGCAAUCUUUGCAGGCCUCAUUCACUUGCUUGCCUUCCUUUUGGUCUCUUCAUUAUUUAUUACCACCUUCAAGUGGUAAGAGAAAACAACAACUCCCCAAACACAAUGGUUUAGAGGAGGUAUGAUCUCAGAAGUAGAUGGAGUCCUCUGUCUCCUCCCAUUGGAUCAGAAUGCAGGGAGCAAAGGACUGAAGGCUUCUGCUCUCGGAGACCUAAGACUGUGCUUGCUAUGACUUAAUUCUUAGUAUUUUAUGUUCUUUAUACAUAGGUUUCUAGGGUGUCUUGGCCAGAGAUGAUGGUAUGUAGAAGAAAGCACCAGCUCCUCACUUUGAGGAGAUAUCAUCUCUGUUUUGAGUGAAGGUAUCCUUUUUGAGUACUGUUAAAAAAGAGGCCUUGACACAGGAAGUAUCAGCUUGGCUUUAUAGACAACCUCAAAAUUACCCCCGAGUCAGAAGCUCCUCUCUACUUAUCUUCUACCCAGACCACAGAUCUUUCGUCAGUCAGCCACCCUUGGUAUCUUCCUUUAGAAAUGAACUUUAGCAUGAAUUCCUCUCCCUGCUUAAACAAGCAGAUACAAUUGGCCACUUGGGUAUAACUUGGUAACAAUGCCAGUAAGGAUCUGUGAUUCCCUAGCCAAGCCACAAAGGAUGGCAUCAGAAAUCUUCCCUAGUUCUUACCAUUGGCAGAGACAAGACUGAGGAGUUAUACACAGAGAGUGCCCAGAGACGGAAUGAACACCUCAGGAAUUCUCACGUCACUGGUGGGACAUGUAAGCUAGACUGCUGUUUGGCACACAUCAUGGUGGGGACAUAAGCCAAGAAAUAAGGGUGUCCUAAAUGAGUUUUUGUUUUUGUUUUUUUUAAAAGUAAACCCUAUGCCCAACAUGGGGCUUGAACUCACAGCCCUGAGAUCAGGAGUUGCAUACUCUACCGACUGAGCCAGCCAGGUGCCCCAAGAUUGGAUAGAAGGUCACUUCUCAUCUGGGAGUUGGUGAACCAAAAUAAUGCAAAUGAGCUCGCUGGGUUGUAAAGACUUUUGGUUGGCUUGAGAAUCAAGAUCACAGACCUGAUCCAGAUUCUGGGAGCUGGGAGAUGACAUAAAGAUUUUAAUGAAAAUAACCUUGCCAAAGUGACCAGAGGAUGUUUUAAAGUGUCCAGGAAGAACUAAGAGUUUGAAGGAAAAGUGGAAUUUCAUAAAACAAAGACACUAACACAUCAAAAAUUAAUGUCUCUAGCCUCUCCGCCUCCAGCCUUCCUGUAUAAUGAUAAUGAGGUAAUACCCUAGUACUUAUCACUAGUGUGGUUGAACAAAAACUUCUCCCCAACUUGUUUGCUUCUGAAUAAUAAACUGCAGUCUCCCCUGCAACUAUGGAAAGUCAUUAUUUUUUAAAUCUCUAGAAACAAAGGCACUGUUUGUCUUCUGAAGUCCUCAGUGUACUGAGCCAUACAUGCUUACCUACCUGCAGAGUUAAGAGAGUCUCCCUGCACAUUCUCUGUUCACCGGCUGUUGCUUCACUUCUGUACAUCUAGCUUUGUGUCUCCUGACACUAACCAGUGGCAGCUCUGUUUAAUCAACAACCAGGCCUCCUGCUCUGGGCUAAUAAUUUCCCAGCAAGCUCAAAAUUCCCUGGUCAUCGAUGGUACCUACAGAGAUAUUUCCCACUGAGCAAUUAGUAAUUUGGGCAUUGAAUAUAGAGUACUGAAGUAGCUUGGAGAUGAGGGUUCUAGUUGCUACUUUAUCUGUGACUUGUGUGUCUUUGGGAAAGUUAUUUUACAAGUUGCUCCAUAUGAAAAGACCGAAACUAUAAAUAGGCCCUAAUUUUUUUUUUAAGAUUUAUUUAUUUUAGAGAGAGAGGGGUGCGAGCGGGGGAGGAAGGAGGGAAACAGUGUCCCCGCUGAGUGAGGAGCCCAACAUAGGACUCGAUCUCAGGACUCUGAGAUCAUGACCUGAGCUGCAAUCAAGAGGAGGACGCUUAACCAACUGAGCCACCCAGGCGCCCCAAUAGGCCUUAAUUUAGGAGAUCUGUUAGGAUAUAAUGAAAUAGUAAAAGUAGGUGAGAUCCCAUUCUCCAAGUCUACUUAGUUCAUCAACCGGAGCUCAAAGACCUCUAUGAUGAGGUGUUAUCUGCUUUCCGAUCAGAAUGUAUUCCCCAAUUCUUAUAAGGCCAAGAAGUUCCAGUUAUUCCACUGCAAAGCUGGGAAGGGCCUACAUGAGCUGGGUCCUGGGUUGCUCAUUUGAGGGCAAACUCUCCCACCCCCUUCUCAAACGUGUACACAUACACAUACUCAAUAACCUUGUUAUAGCUAAUAGGUUUCACACUGGUUCAUUUGUUCUGCUGGCCAAAACCCACCUGUUUUCCUAGUUCUUAUAAAUGAUAGAGAAGAUGUGGCUUUAAGAUCUCACCAUUAUUAGUGAUGGAGCUAAAGACCAGAACUCAAAUCAGUGCUAUUUAUGCCAUACUUUGCCUUCUAGUCCCUGGCUGAGAUGACAGUAUAAAUAAUGCCCAUUUUAGACUUCAUAAUGUAAAGGAUGGUAACAAAAGGGGAAAGAAUUCCUCAGAGCUGCUCUAGUACACACCUCUGUGGGAAAGCCAUGCACAUUAAUCUAUAAAUGGAACCCUUAAAGUUGCUUAUUGCAUAGCCUCAACACCCUCUGCAACUCUGUCUCCCUCUACCAUUAAGAACAAGUAUCUGCAGGGGCGCCUGGGUGGCUCAGUGGUUGAGCGUCUGCCGAAGGUCAUGGUCCCAGGGUCCUGCGAUCGAGCCUU